UCCACUACUCUAAAACGCUCCCUUUUGUUCUUCAACUCUCUCUGGUCACAGCUCAGCCAUUUGUUACACUUUCUUAUUAUUGAAUCAAGCUCUUUCUCUGCUAAUCCAAGACAAAAGGGAAAAAAAAAAAAAGAGAAGAAAAAAGGAGAAAUGUUCACUGAAGGUCUAGAUGAAAGCGCAAUCAACUGGAUCAAGCAGGGAUCAGAUUCACAAGAGCCCAGAAUUCGGUCACCUUUAUCUCCAUUAACAGAGAAGCAAUCUCCACAUGACCCAUUUCCAAAAUCUCCAAUAAACCCACUUCCAAAAUCUCCACUUCUAUAUAGUACUAAUAGUUUUAGUUCUACCCAUUUCUUGCCUCCGCUUAAAUUCCACUCUGGGUUAUUAACCCCUCGUAGUUUAGUAGCUCCAUGUCUUGAUGACAAUGAUAACGAAAGCAUGGCGUCAGUUUCGGACUGUGUUGGUGGACAAUAUUCUGAGGAAGAGGAAGAAGAUUUUGAUUACUUAGAGAAGCCAGUUAUGCAAUGCUACGAAGAGGAGGAGGAGGAUGAGAUGUUUGGGAAUAGACCUAAAAUUAAGUUGAAUAGAGGGUUUCUGAAAGAAGAUUUGAAAAUUGAAGUUCCUGGUAAUUUUAGAAGGUUUACAACAGAUGGUGAAGUGGGUGUUAGAAAGGGUUUGCUUAAGGGUUCCACUCCAGGUAGUUGUCCACUGAGAGAGAGAGUCCAGCUACGCAAUGCACACAUGGAAUUUAAUGGUGGUUCCAGUAAGUUCAAAGAGAUCAGAGAUUUGGGGACUCCAAGUGCUCCUCCAAUUGCAGAAACUAGAGGAGAAGAAAAGAAAUUUUUAGUUGAACAUGAAAUUGAGCAAAUUGGGACUGGGGUUUCUAAUUCAGGAGAAACAGAGAUAUUUGAUGGAAGCAAAGAAGGUUUAUUAGAUCGAACAUCUCAGUCUAUGCCUACCAAUGAAUUUGUUGAAAGACUAAACAAUAACAUGGCUGAAGAAGCAGACGAGAAGAUGCCUUAUUGGCAGACAAGCUCUUUAGAUCAUUCAUCUUAUUAUAACACAAGUUGCAGUGGUCAAUAUGCCUGGCAAACUCUAAUUGCCUAUGAUGCAUGUAUCCGCUUAUGUCUCUAUGCAUGGGCUAGGGGUUGCACCGAGGCUCCUGAGUUUCUGCGAGAUGAGUGUCUGCUUCUUCGAAGUGCCUUUGGACUACACAAGUUCUUGUUGCAACCACGAGGUGUACAAGCUGUAGAAGUCGCAACUAGCAAGAAUGCAGAACAAAUAUGCCCUUUGAAGGUAAAAAAGGUGGUUGGGAAGAUAAGAGUAGAAGUGAGGAAACUUCGAAUAAUACCUAGGCGGAGACUUAUGAGCACAUACUCUCAGCGUAGUGCAAUCUACAUGCAGGUGGGAAAGGAGUAUGUCCAACAAGUUUCAUCACUAGUGAAAAAUGGAAUGAGUUCUCUCAAAAUAGCUUCAUUUCCAGUGACAUCAGAAGAGAAAUUUUCAUGCUCGUUCCAACUGAAGAGCACCAGUGAUGAUACUCAGGUUGAAUCAGGCUCUACCAUUUGCUUACACCCAGGGAGUGGGGAGUAUCAUGUCUUUUUCCCAGAGAAUGAAGGAGAUGCUCUUUUAGUGGAAGUCCAGGACGCAAAAAGAUCAGUCCAAGGCCGAGCUACAAUUCAAAUAUCGUCACUGAAUGAGAAUCUUAGUGACAGAAUUAGAUGGUGGCCCUUGUAUCAUGAUGAUCAAGAAUGUACUGGGAAGAUAAAGCUCUCAAUUGGCAGUACAAUUACAUGUGAUGAGGCAAAUAAUAUAAAGAGUGCGGCUGUUGUGGAAACUCUAGCUUAUGACAUACUAUUGGAGGCUGCUAUGCGUGCACAACAUUUUCAUUCUCGAAACUUGAGAUUACAUGGACCUUGGAAAUGGCUAUUGACUGAAUUUGCAGAUUAUUAUGGUGUUUCUGAUUCAUACACAAAAUUAAGAUAUCUUUCACAUGUCAUGAAUGCGGCAACCCCAACCAAAGACUGCUUAGAGCUUGUCAAUGAGUUGCUUGUGCCCAUUAUAAAGGCUAGAGGAGAGAAAAGUUUGACUAGACAAGAGAAGAGUUUGUUAUUAGAUUGUGAGACACGGAUAGAGAGCCUUUUGGCGAAAGUUUUUGAGAACUACAACUCUCUGGAUGAAUACUCUCCCACAGGGUUGGCAGACCUGUUUGGUCCAGUGCAAGAGUCUGUAGCACCAGCGUUAGCUCCGGCUGUUGAGGUCUACAUUCUUCUCCAUGAUAUACUAUCUCAAGAUGCACAGAGCAUGCUGAGAAACUAUUUGCAGACUGCAGCUAAGAAGAGGUGCCGGAAGCACAUGGUUGAGACUGAUGAGUUUGUGUCGAGCAGUUCUGAAGGUUUCGUCAUGGAUUCCAUUACAAUUUCCACAGCUUAUUUGAAAAUGAAGAACCUGUGUGUUGGUAUUGGAAGAGAGAUUCAGACAGACAUCAAGAUCCACAACCAGCACAUAUUCCCAAGUUCAAUUGACUUGUCAAACAUCGCUGCCGCUGUCUACAGCACUGAGUUGUGUAAUAGGCUUAAGAAUUUCCUUUCUGCCUGGCCUCCCUCUAGCCCACAACCACAUGUAAAUGAACUUCUAAUAGCAAUUGCUGAUUUUGAGCGGGAUCUAGAACUGUGGAAUAUCAGUCCAGUGCCAGGCGGUGUAGACUCUAGGGGCUUAUUCCACAGUUACAUAAUGGUGUGGGUGCAGGAAAUGCAACUUAACUUGCUUGAACUUUGUAAAGCAGAAAAGGUGCCAUGGGCCGGAGUGACAACAAAUCAUUCCACAUCUCCAUUUGCUGAAGAAAUGUAUGAGAAAGUCAAAGAUUCCCUUGUUGAGUAUGAACUAGUGAUCAACAGGUGGCCUCAAUAUUCAUUGAUUUUGGAGAAUGCUGUGGCUGAUGCGGAAAGGGCAAUCAUUAAGGCGUUGGAGAAGCAAUACAAUGACAUAUUAACUCCUUUAAAAGAUAGCAUCCCGAAGAGGCUUAAUAUGCAUGUUCAAAAACUAACAAGAAGACAAUCUAUGGCACUCUAUUCUGUACCUAAUCAGUUGGGGAUUUUUCUGAAUACAAUCAAGAGAAUUCUGGAGGUCUUGCACUGUAGAGUGGAGGGCAUCUUGAAGUCAUGGGCAUCAUAUCUGCCUGUCAUGGGAGAUAGAAAGUCACUCUUUGGAGAGCAGAUGAAUGGAAUAACAGUUCUUUUGAGAACAAAGUACAAAAACUAUUUGCAGGCUACAGUUGAAAAGCUUGUUAACAAUAUGCAAACUAAUCGUAGCACACGGCUGAAAAGAAUCUUAGAGGAAAUAAAGGAAGAAGAUGGAGAGGCUGAGGUCCGUGAAAGAAUGCAGAUGUUGAGUUCACAGCUCAUUGACUCCAUAUCCAACUUGCACUCUGUCUUUACAAGUCGGAUAUUUGUUGCAGUCUGUCGUGGAUUCUGGGAUAGGAUGGGCCAGAUUGUUUUAAAGUUUCUUGAAGGAAGGAAGGAAAAUAGAGUGUGGUAUAAUGGCUCUUGUUAUGCUCUUGGGAUACUAGAUGACACCUUUGCUUCGCAAAUGCAAAGACUGCUUGGAAACUCAUUGCAAGAGAAGGAUAUAGAGCCCCCUCGGUCGGUUAUUGAAGCUAGAUCCAUUCUUUGCAGAGAUACAGCAAAUGAAGCGGACACAUCUACUUACUUCUAUGUUUAGUAGCUGCUGCUUCCCCAAUAUCGAACAGUCUAUGAUAAACUCGGCAAUUGAUUCAAUGGUUAAGGGGGAGUUUAUUGGCGUUACACAUGUUUUGAUAUUUCACUUAUAUGCAUAUACCCUUCUAGUGUAGGUUUAUACAGAUGCUUCUCUGCCAUCAAAUUUCAUUGUAUUCUUUUUGUAAAUGGUUUAAACACUGUGUAGUAUUCAAAUUCUUUAGGGUUGUAACUCAACAAACUGUUCUGGUAUAUUUCCAUAUUGAAAUCUUUUGUCUUUUAGUUUUGCUAAAGAAGGAAAAGGUGAGUACAGUUUCGAA
This is a messenger RNA of Ricinus communis (castor bean), 4030 nucleotides long. RefSeq lists its product as uncharacterized. Lineage: Eukaryota; Viridiplantae; Streptophyta; Magnoliopsida; Malpighiales; Euphorbiaceae. Bases 151 to 3717 code for a protein of 1188 amino acids. The transcript has 22 exons. The record is from RefSeq and is a predicted model, not a curated record.